Molecule: messenger RNA, 441 nt
Organism: Phalaenopsis equestris
Lineage: Eukaryota; Viridiplantae; Streptophyta; Magnoliopsida; Asparagales; Orchidaceae
Exons: 1
Coding region: 1-441 (146 amino acids)
Source: RefSeq, a predicted model, not a curated record
AUGAGCGUGGUGAGCCACUACAUGCAUGAUUCAAGUAAGGGUCAUGUAGAUGCAGUGUAUCUGAUUCUGAGGUAUAUGAAGAGUGCAUUAGUGAAGUGGUUGGUUUUCACGAAGAAUGGGAAUGCAGACAUUGAGGGCUUUUGUGGGCUGACUGGGCGAGUUGCGCAGAUGAUAAGAUCCACCUCAAGAUACUGCAUGCUCGUACGGGGCAACUUGGUCUCUUGGAAGAGCAAGAAACUGUCUAUAGUAGCGAGGUCAACAACAAAGGCCGAGUAUAUGACCAUGACCUUAGGAGUUGUCGAGAUGAUGUGGCUGAUAGCCUUGUUGGUCGAGCUCAAGGUGGACCAAAGAACUCAAAUGAGGUUGUGGUGCGACAACAAGUUAGCAAUCGACAUUGCCAACAACCGGCACAACACAAUUGAACAAUCAUGUGGUGAUUGA